Molecule: messenger RNA, 198 nt
Organism: Lottia gigantea (owl limpet)
Lineage: Eukaryota; Metazoa; Mollusca; Gastropoda; Lottiidae
Exons: 1
Source: RefSeq, a predicted model, not a curated record
CUAUCUCUAUAUAUAAUGAUGCAACUAUCUCUAUAUAUAAUGAUGCAACUAUCUUUAUAUAUAAUGAUGGAACUAUCCCUAUAUAUAAUGAUGCAACUAUCUCUAUAUAUAAUGAUGCAACUAUUUAUUUAUAUAAUGAUACAACUAUCUCUAUAUAUAAUGAUGCAACUAUCUAUUUAUAUGUACAUAGCGAAAUGA